CCCUCCCGGCCUCCCAUUCCUCUCUUUAUAAGAGGCGGCCACCGUCACUCGGAUGCUCUACGACCCUCGGCUCACAGCUCCGCUACCGUCGUUCUCAGUUCCAGCCACCACUGCAGGGCCAUGGCUCCUCAAGCCGCAUUCCUCCUCCUCGUGCUUCUCGCAGCUUCUUCGGCUGCCGUCUCCUCCUCCUCCUCCUCGGCGGCGGACGCGCCGGUCGCGUCGUGCCCCGGCGCGGGGAGCUUCGCCGCCGACGGCGCGUUCGCGGCGAACCUCCGCCGUCUCAUGUCCCUCCUCGAGGCCAAGGCCCCCGCCGCCGGGUUCGACAUCGCCACGGUAGGCGGCGGCGAAGGCGGCGGCGAGCGCGUGCACGGCCUCGCGCUCUGCCGCGGCGACGUGGCGCGGGCGGCGUGCGCCGAGUGCGUCCGCGCCGCGGCGGCGCACGCGCGGCGCCUGUGCGCGUCCAAGACGGACGCCGUCGUGUGGCUCGACGCCUGCACGCUCCGCUACGCCGCGGGUCGCCCCUUCUUCGGCGAGGUGGACCGCGACCACCGCGCGUUCGCGCCCGCCGUCGCGCUCCGGGCCGCGCCGUCGUCGUCGUCGAGGUCGGCCGAGCUCGACCGGGAGGUCGCCGGCGUGCUGCGGCGGCUGACGAGGACGGCGUACCUCUCCCCGCUGUUGUUCGCCGCCGGGGAGGCCCGGGCGACGGCGGCCGGCGCCGGCGCCGGCGGGCAGCAGAGGCUGCGCGCGAUGGCGCAGUGCACCAAGGACCUCUCCGGCGGGGACUGCAAGGCGUGCCUGGAGGCCGCCAUUGCGCAGCUGGUGGCGAGGGGGUGCGCGCCGGAGGGCGGCAGGGUGCUCGGCGGAAGCUGCAGCCUCAGAUACGAGCUGUCCCCGUUCUUCGAUUCCUAAGAUAGCUACUGCUACUAAACCAACCUGCAUCCGGUGGUUGGCACUUGUAAAUUUUAAGGGGUCAGAUUGUUGUGACGAUGUGCUGUGCAUAGUCAAAGAUUCCAAGGGAAUCAAAUACAAACAAAAGUGAUUGUUGUUCCUUC
Messenger RNA from Panicum virgatum (switchgrass), 1052 nucleotides. Its product is annotated as cysteine-rich repeat secretory protein 38-like. Lineage: Eukaryota; Viridiplantae; Streptophyta; Magnoliopsida; Poales; Poaceae. The record is from RefSeq and is a predicted model, not a curated record. The transcript has a single exon. Bases 121 to 909 code for a protein of 262 amino acids.